Molecule: messenger RNA, 1104 nt
Organism: Charadrius vociferus (killdeer)
Lineage: Eukaryota; Metazoa; Chordata; Aves; Charadriiformes; Charadriidae
Gene: USP39
Product: ubiquitin specific peptidase 39
Exons: 6
Coding region: 1-1104 (367 amino acids)
Biological process (GO): protein deubiquitination
Molecular function (GO): zinc ion binding; cysteine-type deubiquitinase activity
Source: RefSeq, a predicted model, not a curated record
AUGCGGGUGGGGAAUUGUUUCUGUCCCAUCUCCACCUUCUCCUGGGUUUCCCGUCCCCUCCUUGUGCCCCGCACCCCCUGCCCUGACCCCCUCCUCUCCCCCACAGGCCGCGGGCUGAAGUCUCACGCCUACAUCCACAGUGUCCAGUUCAGCCACCACGUCUUCCUCAACCUCCACACCCUCAAGUUCUACUGCCUCCCCGACAACUACGAGAUCAUCGACUCCUCGCUGGAGGACAUCACGUAUGUGUUGAAGCCCACCUUCACCGCACAGCAGAUCACCAACCUGGACAAGCAGGCCAAGCUCUCCCGUGCCUACGAUGGCACCACGUACCUGCCAGGCAUCGUGGGGCUCAACAACAUCAAAGCCAACGACUACGCCAACGCCGUCCUCCAGGCUUUAUCCAACGUCCCGCCGUUGAGGAAUUAUUUUUUGGAGGAGGAGAACUACAAGAGCAUCCAGCGGCCGCCCGGGGACAUCAUGUUCCUGCUGGUGCAGCGCUUCGGGGAGCUGAUGCGGAAGCUGUGGAACCCCCGGAACUUCAAAGCUCACGUCUCCCCCCACGAGAUGCUCCAAGCUGUGGUCCUCUGCAGCAAGAAGAACUUCCAGAUCACCAAACAAGGGGAUGGGGUGGACUUCCUCUCCUGGUUCCUGAACGCGCUGCACUCAGCCCUGGGUGGCACGAAGAAAAAGAAGAAAACUAUCGUCACCGACGUCUUUCAGGGCUCCAUGCGCAUCUUCACCAAAAAACUGCCUCACCCAGAUCUGCCGGCCGAGGAGAAGGCGCAGCUCCUGCAGAACAGCGAGUACCAGGAGAUGAUGGUGGAAUCCACCUUCAUGUACUUAACGUUGGACCUUCCUACCGCCCCGCUCUACAAGGACGAGAAGGAGCAGCUCAUCAUCCCCCAGGUCCCCCUCUUCAGCAUCUUGGCCAAAUUCAACGGCGCCACCGAGAAAGAAUACAAGACCUACAAGGAGAACUUUCUCAAGCGCUUCCAGCUCACCAAGCUGCCUCCCUACCUCAUCUUCUGCAUCAAGCGCUUCACCAAGAACAACUUCUUCGUGGAGAAGAACCCCACCAUCGUCAACUUCCCCAUCACGUGA